AUGGACAAUGCAAAAAGUGAUGAUACAGCAGGGUCCUCAGAUGCCCGAAUGAACAGAAUAAUACAACAACAGAGGCAACAACCUUUACCACCUCUACCACUGUUGGCUCAAGUUGAAAUAGGCAACAGCGACAUAAUUAACAUGACUCAGAAAUUCAUGAAGAUGAAGCCGCCAACUUUCUUGGGUGGCAUUGAACCACUAAAGGCAGAAACUUGGCUAUUGGAGAUGGAAAAAUUAUUUGAAGUGUUUCCCUGUUCCGAGGUUCAUAAAGUUUUAUUAGCCACCUACACUCUGAAAGAUAAAGCUCGAAAAUGGUGGUUACUAGUUCGGAAUGGUAAUGAGAAUAUGACAUGGGCUCAAUUCAAUACAGUUUUCUAUGACAAGUACUUUCUUCAGUGCUUCCGAGACCGGAAGGUUUCAGAAUUCCAGGAACUCAAACAAGGCAGAAUGUCUGUAGCCAAGUAUGAGGCUAAGUUUACCGAGCUAGCCAGGUUUGCUCCUUACAUGGUGGACACAGACUACAAGAAGGCCCGUAAGUUUGAGGGUGGGCUAGAUUUAGAUAUAUUGGAUCAGGUGGGAGUUCUGAACCUACCCACAUACGUGAAUGUUUUGGAUAGAGCACUGAUGGCAGAAGUCAUUCUGGCAGUGAAGAAACAAACUACAGUACCACCAACUGAAUGGAAAGGCAAAAGGACCGGGUUUAAUUUCAGGAAGGGCCGACCAUUUUUAAAGAAACAAAACACAGGAUCUUCUAGUAGUCCUAGUCAGAGUAGUGGGUCCGUAACAAACUGUCCAGAAUGUGGCAUGAGACAUAGGAGAGUGUGCCAACGUGCAUCUGGUGCUGUUACCAGUGUGGCAAUGAAUACCAGUCACCCCACAGCUAGUUCAGUAGGAUCUGUUUUAGUGGCCAAAUCAAACUUCAGAACUAAUGCCAGGGGCAACAAUGGGAAUGAAGCAUUGAGGCAAGGGAGAGUAUUCGCCUUAGUGCCUGGAGAUGUGCAAAACACUGAAUCAGUAGUGUCAGGGAAAGCUAAUACCGUAGUAGAUGCUUUGAGCCGUAAAUCAAUGGGAAAUUUGUCAUGUCUGCUUACCAGCCAGAGAGAACUGUUAUAUGACUUGGAAAUGAAUGAGAUUGAGAUUGUGAUACAUGAACAGGGCGGAAUACUAGCCGCCAUUUCUGCUCAGCCUGCAGUCAUUGAAUAA
Messenger RNA from Camellia sinensis, 1203 nucleotides. Lineage: Eukaryota; Viridiplantae; Streptophyta; Magnoliopsida; Ericales; Theaceae. The record is from RefSeq and is a predicted model, not a curated record.